Messenger RNA from Phoenix dactylifera (date palm), 2736 nucleotides. The record is from RefSeq and is a predicted model, not a curated record. NCBI's taxonomy places the organism in Eukaryota, Viridiplantae, Streptophyta, Magnoliopsida, Arecales, Arecaceae.
UUAGUGCUCUGCUCUCUCUCUAUAUAAAGCCCCCUUCUCGCUUGUCUCUUUCCUUCUCCCAUCCCUAGUUUUGCGCGACGGCUCGUCAUUUCUCCAUCGCCUCUGCUCUCUUCCGUGAUUCUGCUUGCACCUCAAAUGUCUUUUGACAUCAGAAAGGAUUACCCUUGGUUUCUUUGGUGUAACUUUUGGUUCAUAUGCCGUAGUCGGUUGUGGUGUUCUCCUCGUAUAUUGUUUCGGCACUGGACUUGAUAGGCAUAAAAGUUUUGUCUCGGCACUGGACUUGGUAGAUAUUCAAAGGGUUUGUGGAUUUUUGGGUUAUAAUUUUCCAGUUUCGAGUUUAAAGAGGUUGCUAUUGCAAUAAAUUUGAGGAUAAUUCUGAUAAGUGCAGAUAUAAUUUUUCUUGCUUUUGGACUAAGACCAAAUUUGGAUCUCAUUUUAGUAUUAUAGAAAGGAAAGUUCUUCCAUUAUGAUGGCCAAGACCUUGCUCCCACCGGGCUUCCGCUUUCAUCCAACUGAUGUUGAACUUGUUUGCUACUACUUGAAGAGAAAGGUAACAGGAAAGUCUUUUCGGCUUGAGGCUAUUUCUGAAAUCGAGCUGUACAAAUUUGCUCCUUGGGAACUUCCAGACAAAUCUUGUUUGCGAAGCAAAGAUCUAGAGUGGUAUUUCUUUUGCCCUCGAGAUAGAAAAUAUCCCAAUGGGUCUAGGACAAAUCGUGCCACUGAAAUUGGUUACUGGAAGACCACUGGAAAGGAUAGAGCUAUUAUCCAUAACUCUCAUACUGUGGGAAUGAAAAAGACUCUGAUCUUCCAUGUAGGCAAGGCACCACGAGGCGAUAGGACUGAUUGGGUGAUGUACGAGUACAGGCUAGAGGACAAGGAAUUGGUAGUUGCUGGAUACUCACAAGGCAUGUAUGUCCUCUGCAAGAUCUUCCAAAAAAGUGGUCCAGGUCCUAAAAUUGGUGAACAGUAUGGUGCCCCAUUCAAUGAAGAGGAUUGGGAAGAUGACGCAAUUGUUGAGAAUGCCUUUUUGUAUCCUGCACCUACUCCCAAACCAUUGGAUGAUCAGCCUGUCUUGUUGGAGCCUAUUUGCCAACAAUCUGUAGCUUCUGGUGUUUGCGAGGUGUCUUCUACUCCUGAUCUUCCAGAUGCUAAUGGAAUGCUAUUAGAGCAGCUCGCAGAGUUUCUCAAUGACUCUCCGCUCCAUUCAGAAAAUGCCCAUGACAAGAUAUCUAGUUCAGCUGUUCUGGAUAAACAUAUCAAUGAAGUCUCUGGUGUAGAAACAGGAAUAUAUGAUGAACUGGAGGACCUGUCUGCUGAGGCAGUAAUAAAUGACAAUUUCAAUUUCUCUGGCACCACGAACAGGGAAUACGAGUUGCAGCCUAUGCUAUCAGAACUCGGCAGUGAACAAUAUGUGGAGCUGGAUGAUUUUUGCUUUCUCCAGGAAAGUGAUCCCUCUGACUUUGUUAUGCUGGAUGAUCUGUUUGAGCAGUAUCCACUGGUCGAAAAUCCAGGUUCCCUGAAUUUGAAUAACAUGCAUGAUGAUACCUUUUCCAUUGGUAGUGUCACUACUGCUGUCAUGAAUGAUCCUCUUUCAGUGGGAACUGAUAUGGUUGGCGAUGAAUCGACACUGUUUUUAGAGUUGGAAGAUCUGAGAUCUCUGCCGUCCUGUUUGUGAAGCGGAAGAUGAUGAAACUAUUUAUCUCUUGCAAGAAUCACUUGGAGCUAGUCAAAUGAAUCAUCAAGUCCAGUACCAUAAUAAUUUUUGUAGCUGAUUAUGCUUAUCUCAGAUGAGAAAACAAAUCAAGAAAGUAAAUAGGAGUUCAAAGAAUGCAGUUGAGAUUAUAACAAAGGGCGAUUUCAGCUUGUGCCCUCAUCAGUAGAAAAGCAAUGUGUGGUUCUCUUUGCAUCCUCUGCAGGCUCUGCGACCCAUCUCAGGUGGCUGAUCGCUUGAUUGAUUCAAAUAUCUCCAUGAAGGGUACAUUUUUCUUACCUCGUUUUGCCACACAUGGAUUCCUAAAAAAUUGACAAUCUCUUAUUUGUCUCAUGUCCUAUUAAGUCUAGAGUCAGCUUGAUUAUCUGUUGUUACAUCUAGGAGUUGCUGGUAAUGGGGACUUGAAACCUUCUCUAUCAGCAACUGUACUAUGUUUGCUGUUAAUAAUUAUGAGUGAUCGGUGUUUUGUAAACCUAUGGAGUGGAUCUUUAUGUGCAGUUCCAACAAUUUUUAGGUCUCUUGAUGCCUCUCGUUGUCGUGAAAGUCAGCUUCAUGGAUGGAUGAAGAUGCAAUGGACAAACAGUUGUGGUUUUCGACAUGGUUUCCUAAUCAUCAUUAUAUAUUUCAGGUUAUUAUACUAUUGAAAAGAAGGAAAUUACAAUUGAUGUACAUUUGUUGAUCGAAAGUUUCCGCUAAUCAUUAUUGUCUAAGUUUAUUACUGCUAUUAGGAGCAAGGAAGACCUAAUCCACGACUUUGCUGAUCAAGAAUUUCCGCUAUGCUUACUCUUCAUAGCCGACUGUUGGACCGUGAGUGAAGGGCGUAUCCAAUUCGUAGCGAGGAAAGCGGCUUGGAGGUUAAGAACAAGAGUGAGGGCUGGGAUUUCUCUUUUUAUACUACUGCCAAUGAGUUUAUCAUUCUGUAGUGCUUUUGCUUUCUUCUCAACAGAUAAAGUCCCAUCCAUCUUGACAAAGUUAGAUGAUAGGUGGUCUGAUUUGAUAUCGUCUGCCCCCUCCUUUCCAUCCAA